AUGCCGAAUCCGGGCAUGCAGAACCACGCGCAUACGCCGCGCGUGCGCAACGGAGACCUCCAGCCCACGGCGCUCCAAACACCAGAGCCAGCGUCAGCUAAGCGCGACCUGACGUCGUGGUGGAGGCAGUUUAGCAAACGCCCUGCGAGAAAGGAGGACGAAAAAGAGGCACAGCCCGGAAUUUUCGGUGUACCCCUCAUACAGAGCAUACCCUAUGCGAACGUAGCCAUAUCGCUAUUCAACGAGCACGGAGAAAGCUACAUUUACGGCUACGUGCCCAUCGUAGUCGCAAAAUGCGGUGUAUAUCUCAAGGAAAAGGGUCCGUUGCUCGAUUCGACCGACGUUGAAGGCAUAUUCCGACUAGCGGGGUCGGAAAAGAGGAUCAAGGAGCUAAAGACUGCAUUUGACACCCCGCCGAGAUAUGGAAAAGGCCUCGACUGGACAGGCUACACAGUACACGACGCAGCCAACAUAUUACGGAGAUAUUUCAACAACCUUCCGGAACCAAUCAUUCCACUCGGGAACUAUGAUCCGUUUCGCCAACCGCUGCGUGGCCAUCAGGCCGAGGCAGUAGGAUACAUAGAAGGACAAUCUCCAUCCACGGGAGGAUUUGAUCCGGAUGCAGCUGUGCGGAUAUAUCAACAUUUGAUCAAAGGAUUGCCAUCCCUCAACCGCCAGCUGCUCUUGUACAUUCUGGAUCUGCUGGCAGUCUUUGCUGCCAAGUCUGAUGUUAACAAAAUGACGACUCACAAUCUUGCUGCCAUUUUUCAGCCUGGUAUCCUGUCCCAUCCACAGCAUGACAUGUCUCCGGCCGAUUAUCGGCUGAGUCAAGACGUGCUUAUCUUCCUCAUUGACAACCAGGACCACUUUUUGAUUGUUGCAACAAAGCCAGUGGAAGAGGUACCCGAGACGGCCCCUCAGCGCGCGCUGACAAUGCCGCCAACAAGGAUUGAGAUGCCCCCUGCAGCACCAAUGACGACUUUACCGCAGGGAAAACCAGCACUCGUCACUCCCGUCCUCGACCAAAUACCCGGGGCAUUUCCUCUUCCAUCGCCUGGCAUCAUACCGCCAAGCGAAGACGUGACACCAAGCGCAACUGCACAGGUAGUGUCGGACCUAUUACCCGCUGUUCCUUCUGCCACGGGUCAACGCAGUCCUCACUUAACACCGACACGAGAGAGGGCCGAAUUCAUGGAGGGACCCGUCGAUUCAGGCCCACCCGCUGAUAUGACACCAGCUACGCGCACCUUCACCCAGAUCCUGGCCAAGGCCGGCGCAUCGCCGUCCAGUGAUGCAAGAGAAGGUCGAAAGCCAAACAAACUUCAAAAGAAACGCAUUCCGAGCAGUGCCAUCUCGAGUGCCCACAGUUCUACGCACUCUCUCACAGGUGGUGACAUUGGCGUUGGCAUGGUACACAUUCCUCCAUCGCAACAUUCGCCGCUGCAUCCUCCACAGCUUCCCUUUGCCCCUGGUUACUCACACUCAAGUGGCUCAAAAGAUGCUUUGUCGUCACACAACAACGACGCCGUCUCUUCGCGUAAUUCUGGUACAACACUAAAGCCCAGCAUGUCACCAUCCGGUUCAUAUCGCUCUCAUUCCACUGCGACUGAGUACUCCGAGACUGCCGAUCCGACCGAAGAGAUCAAGGAAGAGAAGCGAAGCUUUUGGAAGGGUCACAAGCGAGGCGAAAGUCGAGCAACGCCUACUGCAAGCCAGACUGACUUGCAUGGAUCAGUACCUGGGGGCGACAAGAGCAUGAGCUCAUUUGGCAGUAGUUCUGGAUGGGGAGCUAGCGGCUCUCGGCGAAGUCUACAAUACGACUCGCAUCAGAACUCGGAUCUCUCCACAGCAUACGGGAGCCCACCGGAUUCCGACAAGCCAGAAAAAAAGGGAAGUGCGUUUGACUGGUUUCACAAGAUGAGACAGGACCACAAAGAGCCUUCCUCCCUCCACCGCAUAACCUACGGGCGCAGCAAGACAGUCCCAAUGGUCGAGGACGGUCAAUGGAGGGUUCGCGGCCUCUGA
Parastagonospora nodorum SN15 is the source of this 2025-nucleotide messenger RNA. RefSeq lists its product as hypothetical. Lineage: Eukaryota; Fungi; Ascomycota; Dothideomycetes; Pleosporales; Phaeosphaeriaceae. Gene Ontology annotation, biological process: regulation of fungal-type cell wall organization; signal transduction; activation of GTPase activity. Gene Ontology annotation, molecular function: GTPase activator activity. The coding region runs from base 1 to 2025 and encodes 674 amino acids. The transcript is spliced from 5 exons. Gene Ontology annotation, cellular component: cell cortex. The record is from RefSeq and is a predicted model, not a curated record.